This is a messenger RNA of Rubroshorea leprosula, 657 nucleotides long. NCBI's taxonomy places the organism in Eukaryota, Viridiplantae, Streptophyta, Magnoliopsida, Malvales, Dipterocarpaceae. The record is from the annotation of a GenBank genome assembly.
CGAGAACAAUCACCUCACCGACCGCCAUUCCCAAUUUUGAUUCUCUCCGUCCCGGAAUCGCUUGAAUUCACCGUCAGUUGCAAUGGCGUCCAGAUUCGCUUCCAGACUCAUAGCGCGCAGGUUCUCAAGCGGAGGGAAGGUACUCGGCGAGGAGGAGAAGGCUGCGGAGAAUGUUUACAUUAAGAAAAUAGAACAAGAGAAACUGCCGAAGCUUGCACGAAAGGGACCCCAACCAGAGGAAAAGCCAGCUGCUGCAGGUUCAGGAGGGUCGGUGACUGAUGCUAAGCCGAGUAGCUCUACAACAUCAGGAGCAUCAACAAAAAAAGUAUCUACUCAUAAAUAUCGAAACUAUGCUGUUGUAGCUGGUGCUGUAACUGGUCUUGGUGCUCUGGGAUGGUAUCUCAAAUCUCGUGGAGACAAGGUAGAAGUCCAGGGGGGGUGAGGUUGGUGUGCUGUAGAAUGGAUAUGGGUAGUAGAUGGUGACAUGAAAAUAAGUCAUGCUGUAUGAACAAUUUAUGCCAUUAUAUUUACUUGGAUUCUUUUGUUUUUUCGGGAUGUUUUACUUUCAGGAAUUUGAAGUAUUCUGAGAUGGAGAUUUAAAACCGUAUCUUUAGACAUGAGAGGUUAUUAAUAUCUGAUUAAAUUACAAAAUGAUUU